Molecule: messenger RNA, 1780 nt
Organism: Magallana angulata
Lineage: Eukaryota; Metazoa; Mollusca; Bivalvia; Ostreida; Ostreidae
Exons: 2
Coding region: 268-1164 (298 amino acids)
Source: RefSeq, a predicted model, not a curated record
GAAAUUUGCUGUUGUUGGAUGUUUAUGUUACUCACUUACUGGAUUCUGUUUGAGGCAUACACAUAGUGAUAAACAUGAGUAAAAGUAUCUGACCAUUGAUGAGCGUUGGGCCCAGGAUGUGUUACGGUGUCAUUUCUGUGAGACCCCCAGCCCCCCCUAUGUAGCUUUGACAUUUGUCAUACAUCUGUGUAAACCCUGUGAGGGGGAAGAACUCUCUGAUCAAUCCAGUUAGCGUUAUCUAUCAAAACAGAAGAACAUUGCCACACAAUGAAUUCUCCCAGUGCUGAGUCUUCUCCCCCGGACAGACCACUCAUCGAUAUACCACAUAUCAUCACACAGAUAAACACCGAGUGUGGAGGAUUACGCAGUGUGUCCUGUCUGAGUGAUGAGGAGAUGUGGACGUGUGGUGAUGACAAAAUCCUGAGACUCUAUAACCUGCAGGGGGAACUAAUGAAGUCAAUCCAAACCAAGUCAGGGAAUGGUCCACAGGACAUAGCAGUGACAUGGAGUGGGGAUCUAGUUUAUACUGAUUACAGUGGAACUGUGAACAUUGUGAAGAAUACACAGAUACAGACAGUGAUCAGACUACAGGGGUGGAAACCUCGCAGUGUCUGUAGUACCUCCUCUGGUGACCUUCUGAUUGUUGUAAACAGUGAUUGUUAUAAACAAACAAAAGUUAUGUGUUACUCUGGCUCCACAGAGAAACAAAGUAUCCAGUACGAUGACAAAGGACAACCUCUCUAUUCAUCUGGUGGCACUAAAUACAUCAGUGAGAACAGGAACCUAGAUAUCUGUGUGGCAGACUAUGAGGCCAGUGCAAUAGUGGUGGUCAAUCAGGCCGGAAAACUCCGGUUUACCUACACUGGUCCUCCUUCUACUACCAAAGGAUCAUUUGGUCCAUGCGGCAUCACAACAGACAGCCAGGGUCUGAUCCUGACUGUAGACUUUGACAACGACCGUAGCCACAUCCUGGAUCAGGACGGACAGUUCCUCCGCUACAUUGACAACUGUCAUUUUGACCAUCCAUGGGGUUUAUAUGUGGACACCAGAGACAACCUCUUUGUGGCUGAGGUAGGAACAGGCAUAGUGAAGAAAAUACAAUAUGUCUGGAACAUAACACAGCAGUGUAACAUUGUUUUUAUGUAUUACAUGUUGAUUAACUGACUGUGGGUAUAUAUAAAACAUGUAUUUGCAUAAAGAUAAUUAACUACCGUAUAUUGUAUAAUAGAUUCUUGCAUAUAAAAUAUAUGUUCAUGUUAACAAUAUCAUUGUUUUGUUUUUCAUGUUUAUACAUGUACAUCAUGGAAAGAAACUACUGGUAUUUGUUUUAGUGUGUUGAUUGUAUUGUCAACAAAUUGACUGUAUAUGCAUUUAAUGUCAAAACAAACUAUGUGCAUUAUAUGAAUACAAUCAGAAAAACAUUGUUUGGUAUAUGUCCAAAAAAUCAAAACAUUUUAUUGUUGAAAAAAUGACACUAAAGUUUGAAUUGAAAAAAAGACUUUUUUUUUAGCUCUCUUAGGAGUUAGGAGUUAAUUUUGAAUCGUUUUCUUAAAGAUAAAAAUAUAAUUCUGCAUACAUUUUCUUUUCUCAAAGCUGAAAAAACGAAGGUACAACAUUUCUUGAACAUUUGAAUGGUGUUCUUUGACUUUGUUCGAUUAUGAUUUCUUUCCACGAAGAAAGAGUAACUUUUGUUUCAUGCACACCAGUACCGGUAAUAAACCCUGCAGUUGUGCAUUGUAUACCUUAAAUAGUGUCUUAUUAUGUCUAAUAAAUAAUUUGU